Molecule: messenger RNA, 348 nt
Organism: Fusarium mangiferae
Lineage: Eukaryota; Fungi; Ascomycota; Sordariomycetes; Hypocreales; Nectriaceae
Product: putative ring-box protein 1
Exons: 4
Coding region: 1-348 (115 amino acids)
Biological process (GO): protein ubiquitination; ubiquitin-dependent protein catabolic process
Cellular component (GO): cullin-RING ubiquitin ligase complex; nucleus
Molecular function (GO): zinc ion binding; cullin family protein binding; ubiquitin protein ligase activity
Source: RefSeq, a predicted model, not a curated record
AUGGCCGACGUUGAGAUGAGCGAUGCGCCCGUCGCUAAGAAGGGCGAGGGCUCCGGCAGCAAGAGUGUCGAGGGAAAGAAGAAAUUCGAGGUCAAGAAGUGGAAUGCGGUCGCUCUUUGGGCAUGGGACAUCGUUGUUGACAACUGUGCCAUCUGCCGAAACCACAUCAUGGAUCUAUGCAUCGAGUGCCAGGCAAACCAAGCAUCUGCGACAAGCGAAGAGUGCACCGUGGCAUGGGGAAUAUGCAACCAUGCGUUCCACUUUCACUGCAUUUCGAGAUGGCUUAAGGCUCGAUCUGUUUGUCCUUUGGACAACAGGGACUGGGAGUUCCAGAAGUACGGUCGAUAA